GAGUUUGAUAUACAUAAAAGAUGGACUGGAGUGGAAAGCAUAACGGGCCAAAUGAUACAACUAAUGAUGGAACAGUGGUACGACUUCGAGGCUUGCCAUUUGGUUGCAGCAAAGAAGAGAUUGUUCAGUUUUUCCAAGGGUUGGAAAUCGUGCCAAAUGGGAUAACAUUGACGCUGGACUACCAGGGGAGAAGCACAGGGGAGGCCUUCGUGCAGUUUGCUUCAAAGGAGAUAGCAGAAAAUGCUCUGGGGAAACACAAGGAAAGAAUAGGGCACAGAUACAUUGAAAUCUUCAAAAGUAGUAAGAGCGAAAUCAGAGGAUUCUCUGACAUGCCAAGAAGAAUGAUGGGACAACAACGACCUGGACCAUAUGAUAGACCAUUAGGAGGAAGAGGGGGUUAUUAUGGAGCUGGGCGUGGAAGUAUGUAUGACAGAAUGCGUCGAGGAGGUGGUGGAUAUGACGGUGGAUAUGGUGGCUUUGAUGAUUACGGUGGCUAUAAUAACUAUGGCUAUGGAAAUGAUGGCUAUGAUGACAGAAUGAGGGAUGGGAGAGGCAUGGGAGGACAUGGCUAUGGUGGAGCUGCAGAUGCAGGGUCAGGUUUCCAUGGUGGUGGUCAUUUUGUUCACAUGAGAGGACUGCCUUUCCGAGCAACGGAAAAUGAUAUCGCUAAUUUUUUCUCACCAUUGAAUCCUAUAAGAGUUCACAUUGAUAUUGGGGCAGAUGGAAGAGCCACAGGAGAGGCAGAUGUGGAAUUCGUAACACACGAGGAUGCAGUAGCUGCCAUGUCAAAGGACAAAAAUCACAUGCAACAUCGAUAUAUUGAACUAUUCCUGAAUUCCACUGCUGGAGGUGGAUCUGGAAUGGGAGGCUAUGGCAGAGAUGGAAUGGAUCAAGGUUACGGCUCCGUUGGUAGAAUGGGAAUGGGUAGCAAUUACAGUGGUGGAUACGGAACUCCUGAUGGCUUGGGCGGAUACAGUCGUGGCAGUGGAAAUAGUGGAGGUUACUAUGGGCAAGGCAGUAUGGGUGGAGGAGGAUGGCGUGGAAUGUAUUGAAGGAUAGCCUUGCUUCUGCAAAACAUCCUGGAAGAAACAGUCUCUGGUCUACUAGACUUUCUUACAAAAUUUAAUUUCUUUUGUAUUUUAAGAACUUUAUAAUGACUGAAGGAAUGUGUUUUCACAACAUUAUUUGGUAAGCAACAGAUUGUGAUGGGAAAAUCUGUUUUCUGUAGGUUUUAUUUGUUGCAUACUCUGACUUUAAAUAAAUUUUUAUAUUCAAACCA
This is a messenger RNA of Tauraco erythrolophus (red-crested turaco), 1279 nucleotides long. NCBI's taxonomy places the organism in Eukaryota, Metazoa, Chordata, Aves, Musophagiformes, Musophagidae. The record is from RefSeq and is a predicted model, not a curated record.